AUGGCGCCACCUAGUGUCGGCAGCAUCUUCCAGAAACCUGCAACCAGGCUCCCCGAGGUGACCUUCAGAGGGGAGCAGGUGGCAGCGCCAAGGCGGGCAAGACUCUCACGCCUGAAGUGUGACAAGCCGCGGAAGGAGCGGGAGAGAACCGGCCCGGGAAGCCUGUCCCAGGCAGUGCCCCGCUGCGGGGGUUCGCUCGUGCUUUUGGCUUUCAUUUGUUUAAGCGAAGCACGAAGCCUGGCCAGUGAAGCAGGCUACGACACACGGACACACUACACACUACACACUACACACUACGAGGCAACGACACCGGGCCGUGGAGGUCGGGGAGCGGGCUUGCGCCGUCCUGACCUUGACUUCGGCCGGGGGUCACUGCCAAGGGGCAGCGGGGAAGGCCGCGCGGGCCGCGCCUCUAAUGCAGAAAUCCUUCCCAUAACCCCAUUUGACUUCUUUUCUUUUGUUCUGAAGGUACGGAGCUUCAGUACAUCCGUGGUCAGGCCCUUUGCCAAACUUGUGAGGCCCCCGGUUCAGAUAUAUGGCAUCGAGGGUCGCUAUGCUACUGCCCUUUACUCUGCUGCAGUUAAACAGAACAAGCUGGACCAGGUGGAGAAGGAGCUGCUGCGUGUGGGCCAACUCCUGAAGGACCCCAAGGUGUCUCUUGCCGUUCUGAAUCCCUAUGUCAAGCGCUCUAUCAAAGUGAAAAGCCUGAGUGACAUCACAGCAAAGGAGAAGCUUUCUCCGCUGACCGCCAACCUCAUGAAUUUACUUGCUGAAAACGGUCGCCUAGACAAUACCCAUGGCAUCAUCUCUGCCUUUUCCACCAUCAUGAGUGUCCACCGUGGAGAAGUGCCCUGCAUGGUGACCACAGCAUCUGCUUUAAAUGAAGCUGUUCUCUCUGAGUUAAAGACGGUGCUGAAGAGCUUCCUGGGCAAAGGCCAAGUAUUGAACCUGAAGGUUAAGACUGACCCGUCAAUCAUGGGUGGGAUGAUUGUCCAAAUUGGGGAGAAAUACGUAGAUAUGUCUACAAAGACCAAGAUUCAGAAGCUCAGCAAGGCCAUGCGGGACUUGCUAUGAAGUCUGUGUCACUUGUGGGAGCUCUGGUCCUUGGAGCAACAAUAAAACGCUUCCUGAACAGAG
Cricetulus griseus (Chinese hamster) is the source of this 1137-nucleotide messenger RNA. Lineage: Eukaryota; Metazoa; Chordata; Mammalia; Rodentia; Cricetidae. The record is from RefSeq and is a predicted model, not a curated record.